AUGCUUUCCUACCGCAGAUUUGCAAGUCUGAGAAGUAAUGGACAUCUUGAAGGUCCUUUUUUACUUAAUCUUUCCUGUUGUAUACGCCUUAAACGAUUGCCCUUUUUCUUUGUGUGGCAACAAUAGUUUCCUAAUUCGUUUCCCCUUUCAAUUAGGUGAGCAAUAUCCUUAUUGUGUCUAUCCUGGUUUCAACUUAAGUUGUACCAAUGAUAGCAAAACAAUUCUAAAACUUCCUUACUCUGAAGAAUUCUACGUACGCAGCAUAAACUAUCUCACACAACAGAUACAACUCUACGAUCCCGAUGAUUGUCUUCCAAAACGUCUUCUAAGACUCAAUUUUUCAAAUUCUCCUUUCAUUGCUUCUUUUAGUCGUGACUACACAUUCUUAGGCUGUUCAUCUCAGAAUAUUGGGUCACAAUUCAUUCCCAUUGAUUGUCUUAGUAAUUCAACAUAUUUUGUAUCAGCCAUUCGUUCAGUUAGCUUUGUCAAUUCUCUAUCUGGUUGCUCUGUUAUAAAAAAUCUUUCAGUUCCAAUUGCAAGACCAGAACGGUUUCAAGAAAAUCUCAGAGAUGACCUUAGUGCAGAUCUUCAAUUAACAUGGGAUAAACCUGACUGCAGUUAUUGUGAAUCACAUCAGCUAAUGUGUGGAUUUGAAAGCAUUAACAGCAAUCAAGUUGUAUGUUUCUCUGAUUACCAACCAGGUACAUCGCGGCAAGGACUUAAAAUUUUCAGAAUCAUAGCAUUAUGCGUUACUGGACCAGCUCUAAUCUUUGUUAUUCUAAUGGCAAGUUGUGUGUGCUACAAUGAUAGAAUAGGCAACAUUAGCAGAAGUGCUGCUUCUCGGUCAGCACCAGCGGCAAUAUCACCGCAACCUGAAGCCACGGUAAUUGCAGGUUUAGAUGAAUCCACAAUUGAAUCUUAUGAGAAAGUAAUUAUUGGGGAGAGUCGACGUGUUCCUGGACCGAACGAUGGAUGUUGUUGGAUAUGCUUGGCAGAAUACAACAGUAAAGAGACAGUAAGAUGCAUUCCUGAAUGCAAACAUUGUUUCCAUGCUGAUUGUAUUGAUGAGUGGCUUCGUAUGAAUGUUACAUGCCCUGUUUGUCGUAACUCUCCUGCUCCUUCUCCUCUUAAUGUUGCCUCCAGUAAUGUUUGAAUGAUUAUGGACUAAGCAAAUCAUACUUUUUUUUUUAGUUAAUAUUGUUUGUGGGUAGUUCUGCUGCGUGUACGUAUAUAUUUACAAAUCAUUCAUGACGCUUGAUGAGAUGACAUAGAACCUUUUCCAUUUAAUCAAGAUCUCAGGUUGAAAUUCAAGCCUGAGAAUACUGGAAUAAUAAAAAAUUGAGCUCGCCAUCCAUCUAUAUUCUACAAUAUUUGAGAGAUUAGUUUUUACAGUUGCACAAAAGGGAUAUGUGAUUUAUUCAAUAAAAAUAUCAAGGAGCCCUAUCAUGUAAGUUCCGAGUGUUUAGAUGCGGGUUAUGACUGUAGUAUUACUUACGUGGAUUUCAAUAUAAAGAUACUUUAUUUAUUAA
Medicago truncatula (barrel medic) is the source of this 1529-nucleotide messenger RNA. Its product is annotated as putative RING-H2 finger protein ATL21A. NCBI's taxonomy places the organism in Eukaryota, Viridiplantae, Streptophyta, Magnoliopsida, Fabales, Fabaceae. Gene Ontology annotation, molecular function: polysaccharide binding. The transcript is spliced from 2 exons. Bases 38 to 1153 code for a protein of 371 amino acids. The record is from RefSeq and is a predicted model, not a curated record.